Messenger RNA from Leopardus geoffroyi (Geoffroy's cat), 2500 nucleotides. RefSeq names its product sphingosine kinase 1 (gene SPHK1). Gene Ontology annotation, cellular component: cytoplasm; intracellular membrane-bounded organelle; membrane. The transcript has 5 exons. The record is from RefSeq and is a predicted model, not a curated record. The coding region runs from base 719 to 2182 and encodes 487 amino acids. Gene Ontology annotation, biological process: cellular response to growth factor stimulus; sphingosine biosynthetic process; negative regulation of apoptotic process. NCBI's taxonomy places the organism in Eukaryota, Metazoa, Chordata, Mammalia, Carnivora, Felidae.
GUUGAGCUAAAAGUUUGAGGCCAGAGGCAGCGAGGAGGCCGUGGAGUCAGCGUUAGUCCGGCGCUCCGGUCGUCGCUCAGACGUGAGGCUGAGCCCGGGACGAGCCGAGUUCCGCCCUAGGCCACUGUAGGGAACGGAGGUGGCGCCUCCCCAGCAAACCGGACCGACUGGGUAGGGCCGCCCGCCCUGCCUUCUCGCCGCUCGUGGCUCCUGGGCGCCCACUCGGCGCUCGGCUGAGGGAGGCGACGGCCGGCCGCGGGGCUCGGGCUCGGCCCUCGCGCGACCCCGGCGCGGCUCCCACGAGCAAGGCGCGCGUCCGGGCAGCGUCGCGGGGCCUCGGGAGGCGCGCGCGGCGACCCCCGCCGCUCUGGAGCUCGCGGUUGUGGCCCCGGCCCGCCGGGGUGGCUCGGGGCGGCGAUCGCUCGCGCCCAACUUCGCGCCCCGCGAUGCCCGCUCACGUUCUGGGAUUUUUACGCAACUGGACUCCCCUCCCUCUGGCAGUCCCCGGGGGGUGAGGAGCUGGUGCGACCGAGAGAGCCACGGGGCUGUGCCUCAUCGUCGGGCCGGAACCCGAGGCCCCCAGAGAGGAGAGUCCCCAGGAAGAGAGACCCUUCGCCUCUGAGAGUGGAGGGGCGGGGGGGGGGGGCUCAGUUCUAGGACGGGAGCGCCCUUGGUGGCGCCAGACCUCGGCUCUCUGGACCUCUCGGAGGACUAGGCGAUGCCAGAGAGCGCGGCUCCCCGCGCGCGGCCCGAGGAUCUAGCUGGGCGCUGCCCAUCUCUGGGGGCCGCCCGGGACUCCGCCAGCGCUGUCUCCUCUCCCUCAGAUCCCGCAGCCGCAGGGGAUGACGCCGGUACCUCCGCGGCCCCGAUUCCGGGCGGGAAGGGCGAGCCCCUCAGCCCGCACCGCGUCGCCCGCCUGGGCGGCACCGAUAAGGAGCUGAAGGCAGGAGCCGCCGCCGCGGGCAGCCCCCCAACAGCGCUGGGGACGCCCUGGCAGCGGGAGCCGCGGGACGAGGUUAUGGAUCCAGCGGGCGGCGGCGGGAGCCUGCUGCCCGAGCGGUGCCGCGUGCUGGUCCUGUUAAACCCGCGCGGAGGCAAGGGCAAGGCGCUGCAGCUCUUCUGGAGCCACGUGCAGCCCCUGCUGGCCCAGGCCGGCAUCUCCUUCACGCUGAUGCUCACCGAGCGUCGGAACCACGCUCGGGAGCUGGUGCAGGGGUUGGAGCUGGGGCGCUGGGACGCGCUGGUGGUCAUGUCUGGAGACGGGCUGAUGUACGAGGUGGUGAACGGGCUCAUGGAGCGGCCCGACUGGGAGACUGCCAUCCGGAAGCCCCUGUGUAGCCUCCCAGCUGGCUCCGGCAACGCACUGGCAGCUUCUUUGAACCAUUAUGCCGGCUAUGAGCAGGUGACUAACGAGGACCUCUUGACCAACUGCACCCUGCUGCUGUGCCGCCGGCUGCUGGAGCCCAUGAACCUCCUGUCACUGCAGACCGCCUCGGGGCUGCGCCUCUUCUCCGUGCUUAGCCUGUCUUGGGGCUUCAUCGCCGAUGUGGACCUGGAGAGCGAGAAGUUUCGGCGCCUCGGGGAGCUCCGCUUCACCCUGGGCACCUUUCUGCGCCUGGCGGCGCUGCGCGUGUACCGGGGCCGACUGGCCUACCUGCCCGCAGGAAGGGGGGUCCCCGGGGUGCCCGCCUCCCCUGCAGCGGACCGGCAGGACCGGCAGGGCCCUACGGACGCGCACCUCGUGCCCCUGGAGGAGCCGGUGCCCGCGCACUGGACGGUGGUGCCAGAGCAGGACUUCGUGCUGGUGCUGGCGUUGCUGCACUCGCACCUGGGCAGCGAGAUGUUCGCUGCCCCGAUGGGCCGCUCUGCCGCCGGCACCAUGCACCUGUUCUACGUGCGGGCGGGCGUGUCUCGGGCCACGCUGCUGCGCCUCUUCCUGGCCAUGGAGAAGGGGAGGCACUUGGAGCAGGCCUGUCCCUACUUGGUGUACGCGCCCGUGGUCGCCUUCCGCCUGGAGCCCAAGGAUGGAAAGGGUGUGUUUGCCGCCGACGGGGAGUUGGUGGUCAGCGAGGCUGUGCAGGGCCAGGUGCAUGCGGACUACAUCUGGAUGGUCAGUGGCUGCGUGGGGCCCCCACCCGGCCAGAAGCCUCGGCGGGGAUCACCUCCAGAGAAGCCCUCAUGACUCCACGGGCCUUGUCGUGCCUUAGCCUGCUCGGUCGACUCCGAGCUCAGGAUCCCCUCCCCCUCCCCCAGGACCGGAGGGCCUGGCCCCAGCUCGUGCGGUGGUGGGGAGGAGGAGAAAGCGGACCCCUGGAGAAGGUGGGAAGGCGGAGGACGUGCUUUGGAAGGCCGGGCUCUGCCUCCCAAAGGCCAGAAUGAGGCUCUGGGCCAGGAGUCCAGCCGGUUGCCCCCUGCCCCUGCCCGUGGGAGCCAGUCCCGUUUUGUCCUGGGAGCCCCACCCCAUGAGUCAAAAUACAAAUAAAGUGACCCUCCCAGCCUA